Monascus purpureus is the source of this 2519-nucleotide messenger RNA. Lineage: Eukaryota; Fungi; Ascomycota; Eurotiomycetes; Eurotiales; Aspergillaceae. The record is from the annotation of a GenBank genome assembly.
AUUCGCUUUCCUUUCUGUCCAUCCGGUCCUUUUCCUUUUCUUGUUUCUUUUGGAUCCUGCAUUGUUGCUCGUUUUGUCUGUCCUCCUCGCGUCCGUAAUUAUCCUGUUAGACUUUUGCAUGGGCUUGACGGCGUAGUUGUGUGAUUCUCCUAUCCUUCCAGCGGAAACAGAAAUGGCGACGCAACCAACUAGGCAGUGGGGUGUCACCCCUCCUAUCUCAACGAUUCUUCCAACUCCUCAGGAACUUGCUGCGAACGAUGACCUGAUUGCGGAGCUUAAGGCUCAGAAUAACUUCGAGAGUCCUGCCGAGACCGAACGGAGACAGCAGGUACUCCAUCUAAUCCAGCGUGUUACUGUCGAAUUCGUCAAGGUUGUCAGUCGUAAGAAGGGGUUGUCUCCCGCCGCUGUCGAUGCUGCAGGGGGCAAGGUAUUCACUUAUGGAAGUUAUCGCCUUGGAGUUUAUGGGCCUGGCUCGGAUAUCGACACCCUCGUUCUUGGGCCGAAACAUGUAGUAAUCGACGAUUUUUUCUCCGACUUUCCUCCCACCCUAGAGAGAAUGGCUCCCCAAGGGGCUAUUGAGAAAAUGACUCCUGUGCCAGAUGCCUUUGUGCCCAUCAUAAAACUCGAAUUGUCAGGGAUUAGUAUCGAUCUCAUUUUUGCUCGCCUUAUCCUACCUACAAUUCCACUUAACCUUGACCUGAAAAACAACGAUUAUCUAAGGGGACUGGAUGAAAAGGAAGUUCGAUCUCUUAACGGGACUCGUGUCACUGAUGAGAUCCUGGAGCUCGUUCCUCAGCAGAAGACGUUCCGCCUUGCGCUACGUGCCAUCAAGCUCUGGGCACAACGCCGGGCUAUCUACUCGAACAUCGUAGGCUUUCCGGGUGGUGUUGCUUGGGCAAUGUUGGUGGCAAGGGUUUGCCAGUUAUACCCCCAGGCAACAGGUUCCGUGAUCGUGGGCAAGUUCUUCCGAAUUAUGAACAAGUGGGCAUGGCCCCAGCCCGUGUUGCUGAAGCCCAUUGAAGAUGGCCCUCUGCAGAUGAAAGUUUGGAAUCCACAGAUAUAUCACGGCGAUAGAUUUCACCUAAUGCCCAUCAUUACGCCAGCCUAUCCUUCCAUGUGUGCCACUCACAAUAUAUCCUUGUCUACAAAGGCAGUGAUUCUCCGUGAGCUUCAACGCGGCGGUGAUAUUGUAGACAGGAUUUUCCUCAAACAACUUACGUGGAAUGACCUUUUUGCUCGCCAUUCGUUCUUUACCCGUGACUACAAGUACUACCUUAGUAUCACGGCGUCUAGCAAAACUAAGGAAGCGCAUUCCAUGUGGUCAGGCCUGGUUGAGUCGAAACUUCGACAUCUUGUCGGGGCCUUGGAUAGGAAAGCGACAAUUGGGGUAGCUCAUCCGUUCCCGAAAGGGUUUGAGAGAGUGCAUAUUGUCACCGAGGAUCAACAAGCGGAUGCUGUCAAAAGUGGCUCAACCCAAUACCAAGUUCAAAAUACGAAGACGGAAACGCUUAACGAGACAAAUGCUGCCAUAAAUAGUGCUGCGGCCCAACAGGAGACCCCACAGCCUGAGGAGAAGACUGACAAUGGCACCCGAACUCUUUACACCACUACUUAUUACAUAGGUCUCGAAAUAAAACCUCUUCAACCAGGUGCCUCGAGAUCGUUGGAUAUCUCGGCCGAAUCUCAAAUCUUCAAGUCGACGUGCACUUCGUGGCCCGGAUAUCAGCCAGGCAUCGACGAUUUGACAAUUACGCAUGUUCGAAAUUUCGAUUUGCCCGACGAUGUCUUUGAGCCGGGAGAGACUCGACCAACGCGACCCAAGAAGAAGGUUAUCAAGAAGGCCGAAUCGGCCGCUCAGAAGAGAAGUAUUGACGCUCUGGACGAACCGACACAAGGCCACGCCAAACGCCAGGUAACGUCGAAUGGAAUUUCGAGUACUGCGACUCCUGCUUGAAAAGCGCCAAACGAUCGAUCAUUCACACGCCUGGGGCCGGUCCCCAUAGGCAAGGCUCUCCAUACUAUCCCUCGGAAAUAGAUCUGAACCCCGCACAUACCCCUGCGAUUCUCAUCUAUGGUGCUUUCUUUUCUCUGAAUACCGCGUGAUGCCAGCUGAUUCUGACUCGUAGCGUGCAGUUGAUUUAGUGGCUCGCUAUACUUCUGACGAGCUUCACAACUCAAGCCAGGAGCUACAAGGUUGGUUUUCUUUCUCAUAUACCUUGGCCCUUUACACAGCCAGUGGCCUGCGUUUGAGCAGACUACUUGGCCAUGAGGCGUCUAAGAUGCAAGAAACUGAACAUAAAAAGAGAAAAAAGGAAAAAAAUAAGAAACAAAAGAGAAUUAAAAAAUAACGCCUGCACUGAGUGAGUGAGAAAUUCUCCCUCUCCCUCUCUAUUGUGUCAGUGGUAUUGCGCUUGUUUCUGCAGACACUUGCCGGUGAUCUGUAACUUGUUGAUACGCCUCUAUUUCCAUAUCUUAGGUAACUUUGUUCGGUCUUGUGCCAGCUAGACAUUAGUGAAAUA